AUGAUAGAGAAAUUACUGCUCAGUGUUCAGGGAGCCCUGCUCGAAAUUCAAGGACACCACAUGCGGUUGUGUGUAGGCAACAUCGCCGCAAAGUUGCCGAUUUUCUUCUUUUCCAGCAGAAAAUGUACAAAGCAACAAGACGCAUUCGAUGAGGAGAAGUUUGAACGUGAAUUUAAGGCUCGAGUUAUGAGCAGAAUAUUGGAAAAAGGGGAUAAAGAAGAUGUGAGUGGCGAGACUGAUCACGAUGAACAUAAAGAGACUGAUCGUCUUCCACCUCUUCCCACUGAUGACGAGUAUGACGACGAGGUUAGGCCCUUAAUUUUUGUGGUUUCACAGUACAAUCUUUCCGAACUGUGCGCACAUACAUGCACUGCUCAUUCUCUUUGUCGAUUCAUUUUUAUGAGCGUAAUCCAGCUGCUGGCAUUCCUCUAAUC
Molecule: messenger RNA, 434 nt
Organism: Cylicostephanus goldi
Lineage: Eukaryota; Metazoa; Nematoda; Chromadorea; Rhabditida; Strongylidae
Source: the annotation of a GenBank genome assembly